CAUCAGGAAGUAGAGUAACGUCUUGUGUACUGUUUGAGAGUUGCGCAAGACUAAAAAAAUGUAGCUUUGUUUGUUGAUCUCCUGUAUUGAAAACAGAUAGACCCGUCUUCAAUUUGAUCGAUUAUUAACGUUUACAAAUACCUUAAGUUGUAUUACAAAAGUACUUUGAAAUGUUUUGGCAAAGUUUAGAGGUAAUUUUUUAGAUAUUUUGUAGUGACUUUGCGCAAAUUGGAAGCUGUUUUUUUCUGGAUCAAAGGCGCCAAAUAAAUGGACAAUUUGUAUAUAUAUGGACGGAAUUAAUCGAACAAAAGGACCAUUUGUGAUGUUCAUGGGACAUAUUGGAGUGCCAACAAAAGAAUCUUGUCAAAGAAAAAACGUCAGAAAGCAAAUUCAGUUGAUGUGGAGCAGAAGACAAGAAAGAAGAAGGAGAGUGGCACUUCAUCCCCCUCUCCAAUUCCAUCUGACCGUUCUGAACAGAAUGGCUUCGCCACCUCUGACCCCUCACCCUCUGACCAACUCUCCUCCCUCCAUCCACCUCCCUCUCCUGUUAAAUGUUCCUCUCAGCCUUGCUCUCCUGCUAAACAGCCCUCUGUACCCCGGUCACCUGCCAAACACCCUUCCCCAGUGAAAUCCUCUCCAGUGGUGUCCCAUCCUAGUUCUCCCUCUCCUACCAACCCUCUGGACUGUCAUGGAGACACCAGCCAUGAGGGCACAACAGUCAGACCUCUGUCUCUUCAGGAACACUCUAGUCCAAGACCCCAGAGGCCAGUCUCGGCCACCAGAAGCAUGACUCUUCCCAGGGCCAGUUCAGCCACCAGAAGCAUGACUCUUCCCAGGGCCAGUUCAGCCACCAGAAGCAUGACUCUUCCCAGGGCCAUUUCAGCCACCAGAAGCAUGACUCUUCCCAGGGCCAGCUCAGCCACCAGAAGCAUGACUCUUCCCAGGGCCAGCUCAGCCACCAGAAGCAUGACUCUUCCCAGGGCCAGUUCAGCCACCAGAAGCAUGACUCUUCCCAGGGCCAGCUCAGCCACCAGAAGCAUGACUCUUCCCAGGGCCAGCUCAGCCACCAGAAGCAUGACUCUUCCCAGGGCCAGCUCAGCCACCAGCAGCAUGACUCUUCCCAGGGCCAGCUCAGCCACCAGAAGCAUGACUCUUCCCAGGGCCAGCUCAGCCACCAGCAGCAUGACUCUUCCCAGGGCCAGCUCAGCCACCAGAAGCAUGACUCUUCCCAGGGCCAGCUCAGCCACCAGAGGGCCAGAAGAGACCCAGGGGGCCAGAGGAGAACGGGGGGCACUGGUCAACAUGGAACUUCUUGGGUUGCCUAACAUUGGCAACACUUGCUUCCUUAACGCCACCCUGCAGUGCCUCCUGGUCCUGCCGUCCUUCUCAAAGGCAAUCCUGCACCAGGAACAACUCUGGAGCUCCUCCCCCUUCUCCAACCUGCUCAGGUGUCUGUCUGAUGUGCACCGUUUGAGUCUACCUGACAGUGGUGCAAACCAGGCCUCAAAAGCAGACCUCAUGUGGAAGGUCAAGUACUCCUUGUCGGGAUACGAUUUGAAGUAUCUAGGGGACACGCAACAGGUAACUGAGGCACUACUCUCUUGUGUACGAGCGCUCUUUUUGACGCACACAAGUUACUAG
Molecule: messenger RNA, 1641 nt
Organism: Salvelinus fontinalis (brook trout)
Lineage: Eukaryota; Metazoa; Chordata; Actinopteri; Salmoniformes; Salmonidae
Exons: 6
Coding region: 787-1641 (284 amino acids)
Biological process (GO): protein deubiquitination
Molecular function (GO): cysteine-type deubiquitinase activity
Source: RefSeq, a predicted model, not a curated record